Molecule: messenger RNA, 2058 nt
Organism: Penicillium longicatenatum
Lineage: Eukaryota; Fungi; Ascomycota; Eurotiomycetes; Eurotiales; Aspergillaceae
Product: Zn(II)2Cys6 transcription factor
Exons: 3
Coding region: 1-2058 (685 amino acids)
Biological process (GO): DNA-templated transcription; positive regulation of transcription from RNA polymerase II promoter by galactose
Cellular component (GO): nucleus
Molecular function (GO): RNA polymerase II cis-regulatory region sequence-specific DNA binding; zinc ion binding; DNA-binding transcription factor activity, RNA polymerase II-specific
Source: RefSeq, a predicted model, not a curated record
AUGCCGAAAAUCACGAGCAAAGCAUUAAGUUCAUCUGCACAGCGAGCAUGCAUCAACUGUCAGAAGAGAAAAACUCGGUGUUUUCGACCAGAGAGUGGACCAUGUUCCUACUGUACAAGGAAAGGGAAGACGUGCAGUUUCGAGAGUCCACCGGAUCGAACUCCAUUGACUAGGAAGAAUCUAGAUCUCGCUGAACAUCGGUGCGCUCAGCUCCGAUCACUCUUGCGCUCGCUAAACCCAGAUGUUGACAUCAAAGCUGCUUUGGAACAAUUUAGCUCUGAACCAGGCGUUGCGGAUUCGUCAACUUUAGAGAGAAAUAUAGAGCUCACUCCCGAUAGCUACGAGUGGUACGAGGGGUCAUUGUCUCCAGAGGAAGCGUCGCCAGACGGUGAUGACGCCAUCGCCACUGAUGGGAUGGCCACACUUUCAACAAACGACUCGGGCUACUUGGGGAGUAGCUCCGGCUCACGACUUUUGGAAGAGAUAGACCCCACAAUCACAAAUAGGACAAGGCAAAGAGGGCGACGCAGAUCUCAUCGAAGGUUUAACCGACCGGGAAUCCCACUUCCUGAGUCCUCAAGUUUCGCGAUCUGCCAUGCUACUAGCCAUCUAAUCGAUGCUUAUUUUCAACUCUACAAUAACCAUUUUCCCAUUCUGCAUGAGAAAACAUUCCGCGAUAAGGUCACGGCAAGCCAGCAACAAACCCCGCCAAUCUCCCCAUGGCGUGUCACGUACUACAUGGUCCUUGCUAUUGGUCACUGGGCAUCGAGCAAGGAGUCGGAGCAUCAACAGUCAAGAUUCUAUGCGGCUGCACGAUCCAGCCUUUCGAUACAGAUGCUUGAAUCUGGAACCGUGGAAACGGUGCAAGCAUUCUUGCUCAUGGGGAACUAUCUCCAAAAGAGAGACCGAACAAAUACCGGCUACAACUUCAUUGGUCUUGCAUAUAGAAUGGCGAUUGGGUUGGGCUUACACCGAGAGCCUACUGGGAUAGAGGACACCAUUGGACAUGAGAGGCGACGGCAACUCUUCUGGACCAUAUAUUGUUUUGAAAGUGGAUUCAAUAUCACCACCGGUCGUCCCCCCACAAUUGUGGAUGGGUUCAUUGACAUUCGACUUCCAAGGAAUGUUGAUGAUAAGGCUAUCGCAUUAACAUCGCAAGUUCCGCCGGAGGUUGACUAUCCAACAACGUACUCAGCAAUCAUCGCCCAGGCUCAGCUAGCCAAGCUUGCUGAUGCCACUUAUCACGAAUUCCUUCUAGCCAAGACCGCUGGAACUCGAAUUGAGUACAGACUAGCCGAGUCUAUGGAACGCGAUCUCUUCUGCUGGUAUAAAAGCUUGCCAAGCUAUUUUACUUCGAUGGAUGUCCCCUCGUGGUUUCGUGGGCCACGAGCUGUUGUCCUCUGGAAGGAACAAAAUUUGCGGAUUCUACUUUGGCGUGGCAGUCAAAGACAACACAGCUUUCUACCGACAAAGAUAAACGCAGAUGAAAAGUGCCUAAAUGUCGCUAUGGAUAGUAUCCACGACAUUGCUACAUUUUGCACUGUUCACGAAAGCAAUCUGUAUCAAAGCCUGGCGUGGUACGCCACGUAUUUCUUGUUGCAGGCCACAUUAGUCCUCGUGGCUGGUUUUCUUGACAAAACUUCCCCAAUCCAGCCAGAGUCAUCCGAGCUGCAUCACUCAGUCUUUCAAUCUCGAAACUGUCUCAGAAUGCUAGCUGCUAGAAACAAGUCCGCGGCUCGCUAUCUGGAGAUGCUCGAUCUUAUUUGCAGUCAAGUCCAGUCCCCGGUUCCGGAGUUGGAGCUAGAUCAAUUCGCAUAUGACCUUUCCCACAUGCCGAUGGGGGCAAGCUUCGGUGACCCAGGGAGCGAUAUGCCUGGUCAUGUACAGAACUUUGUUGAUCUGCCAAGUGAAAAUGAUUUCAUGCUUCCUGGAGAAAAUCAAUUCACAUUGAAUGAUGAUGAUACCACUGAUCCAAACCUGCGCAUGCUUAUCAACCAGGUUUCUCAGGAUUUCACCGGGAGUAUGCCUCUUGAUCUUCUUUUCAAUGAAAUCGGAUGA